AUGGGAGAUUCAGGCGAUUCCAGCUCUGCUAGCGAUUGCAGGUCACCGCAGCCGAAAGGGAGGUCAACUAAUAAAGUCUUCAUAUGGCUGAAAGAGAAGGCAAAAUGUACACCGCGUGGAAAUCCGUGGGUACUGCUGAAUCGUGGAGGCAGGGUUAAAGACGUCGCAAUUGGAGGAAACUAUUCGAGUGCAAAGAUGAAAGAGCUGGUGAAGGAAAAUUUUGCUGGACUUGCGGCAGUUGACUUGAAUAGGUAGGAUAAGUACCAGAGCACUUAAUCUCGCCUGCAAGUUGUAUGCAUUGAAUACUGGAUGUAGACGGAUAAGUUUAUAGUAAUGUAAAAACCAGGUAAGGCAAAACAAUGCAAAUUCCAGCCACGUGACGUAGGAUUCAAGACAGCCUUUAGUAAUUUACCGCUUAUACUUUAACUAUUUGCUAGGGAUCAUUCAUUAAAACUUAAGUAUGAGCAGUGGACCUGCUGCCACUGUAAGGCCUGUAAAGGUGUGAAAUCUGCUCAUAAUAUACAAAAGUAGUACCUAUUAUAACACAUGCAAUUGUGGGCGGAAAGAAUCCGUCUUUCAAGAAAAAAAAUUCAGACCCACCCCAUAGAGCGUCAUUUCACGUGUCGUCAUCAACAUUAAAAAAUAAGGAAUUAUCAAUCCUUAUGAGAUUUUAGUUAAGUUGGUUCAUAGAACAGUUGAAGACUUUUCUUUUAACAAAUUUCAGUUUUAUCGGGUUUUGAGCGCAUACACAUUUAUGUAGCAUGACUCAUGGGUAAAGAUGGUAAAGGCCAUCUUUGCCAAAGCUUCCAGAUAACUGUGCUGCAAAGGCUGUUUUAAUUUGCAUGUUGACAUGGAUAUAAGUGCAGUGGAGUAAAAUAUAUGGCCACAGCACCAACAAAUAUCUGUUAGAAUUUCAAUUACACACAUACAAAAAAAAAUGGAACAUGUACAUUUUGGAAAUAAUAGCCUCCUGAAAGUGGGAAUGCAUUUUCACCACACUUAAAAAAAGACAAUUUUCUUUGGCAGACAUAUGCAACAACAUAACCCAAUUAUUCUGCUGAGAAAUUUAAAUCUUGAUAUUAUGACUUUUAAAUAUUAAUCCUUUUUUAUUUUUAUUACCAUGGAUUGCACUGCAAGUUUAAGAAGGUUCUUUGCCUUUCAAAAUUUUUAAUAUUUAUGUCAUAGAUUUAUCAAAGGAAAACUUGCGAUAAGCUCAUAUUUCCACUAUUUCACUAAUAAUUCAAAACACUAAUUAAAAAUUAUUUGUUUCCUUUUUUAUCUCAGGAUCUAACACUAACCCUCAGUCUAUACCAACACCAGGAGUAAGCAAUCCCAACCAUCCUUCUCCAUCUCUUCAAACAAAUCCUAAUUUUGAUGUUUCUUCCCUCCAUCUCUCAACAAGCCAAUCCCAACUCUCCCCUCCUCCUGCUCAGCCCAAUUCCAACCCACCCUCCACAAACUAAUCCCAACCUUCCCUUCCCCCUGCUCAGCCUGAUUCCAACCCACCCUCCACAAACCAAUCCCAACCCUCCCUCCCCUCUGCUCAGCCCAAUUCCAACCUGCCCUCCACAAACCAUUCCCAACCCUCCCUUCUCCCUGCUCAGCCUAAUUCCAACCCUCCCUUGCUUUUCUCAACAAUCUACCACUCACCAAAAUCCCAGCCAAUCUCAAACAAGUGUGACCAAUUCAGUCAUCCAGCCAGAGACUUCCAGUGGUGCAACAAGUGUGAUAAGUGGUGUUGUUAGUCUGGUGGACUUGACAUUGCCUACAAGUGAAUGUAAGUGCUUAAUUGAUUGCUCAUUAGUUAUUAAGUUUAUUAAUGAUUAAUAUAUUUUAAACCUGUAUUUGCAUCUUGUGUGGAAGUAGGUGACCCAUCUGCCGUUGAUAAUUAUCGUGUGAUUCACCUGAAACUGUUGUGUUGUUUUUUGAACAGAUGGUGUCAUUGCUUUAGAUGAUGUCAAUGACAAUGAACUUGACAGAAGCUAUUUAGCUAGUAACUCAGUAAAUGUUGACUCAGGUAAUAUGAUGAUGACUGAUUAAAGAACAUUUAAAUGCUCGUUUUUUUGCAGACCCCAACCCCAAUCCUGAUUUGGAUUAAUCCCUGGGGUGGCAAUGAAAACCGCAUGUAUAUUAUGCUAGAAAUCUAGUUUAUUACUGCAGGUAGUUUACAUGGAUGAUUUCCAAUUGUAUCAUAAAUUACCAUUUAAGAGGCAACUUAAUUGUGCACCCUAGGCCAAGCCAAGUUUACACAUGAGGUGUGAAGUAAAUCAACCAAAUUAAUGUGAGAAAUGAAAGAAAUUAAUUUUCAAAAAAAGACAAUUUUUACUCCAUGAUUUUUUUUCCCUUUCAACAUAGCAUGUCAUUUAACUGGCAUACAUCAGUGGCAAAAAGGCACGUUUCUAUAAAAUGGAUUAUAAAACACAAUAUGUUGAAUUAACUUUAACAUAAUUUUAAUUACUUAAUGUGUUAAUCAAAAUUCAAGAGAUGAACAACUGUGUCUCAUGUAAAUGGAGAAUGGGACAUUCUACUAUGCUACAGUAUGGUGUGAUAUAGACUGACAGACUGACUCACUCAUUCAGUUUCAUGGCAUAAAGGAAUGCACAAUAACUAAUGUCUUGAUAUUCAUUUAAUUUUAUGCCACUUCAUUUCAGCUGGGAUUGUAGAAGAGGACACGAGUUCUUUGGGAAUUCUCAAUCAGAAUGCUCAAAGUAUGUUGGAAAUAUUGUCAAUAAUUCAAUGCACUUUGAUGCACGGCUCUCCCUGGAUGAUGACAAUAGAAAAAUUUCCACUAGAUACAAAAUAAUAUCUUGCCAAAAGCAGCAUUGUAGCUUAUAAUGCAUGACUCAGGCUUCCUUAUAUCUUAUGUUGCUAUCUGUUUCAUAUUUUCAGCUAAAUAUAUUUUGAAAAAGCUUUUAUUAAUCCCCAGUUCACAUUUCACUGUAGACUAUAAGCACUGGUAGAUUAACUGUUUAAGUACAGACAAAACAGGAAUUGAAAUCCAAAACUACAAUUUUUUGCCCUUCAUUAGGUAAAAAGAAAAAGAAAAACAAAAAAAACAAAACAAAAAUAAUAUAACCAGUGAUUAUCUUUUAAUGAGUAACAAGUGCAAUUUCAUGUUACUAUGAGUGAAAAGAAAAAAGGAGAAACAGAUACCUUUACUUUCAUUCACACACUCUUGGCAUUAGUUGGCCCACAUGACAAUUUUUUAAGAAUGAAAGUGGCCCCAACUGACUGGUUUCUAUGUUUACAAUCAUACAUUAUGUUAAAAUUCAAAGCACAAAGAUCAUUCAAUAAACAUCACAGAGGUAUUCAGGAUUUUCCAUAUCCAUUGUGCAAUGCACACAUACUGUAUUUCACAUUAUGUAGUGAUUAAAUUAUUAAUCAAAGAUGUUUCUCCCUUUAUCAAAUCAUCAGAAUUCUGAAUAUUCUAUGUAGAAUUAAUGGAAACAUAUACUUUUGGAUAACAAAAGCAAACUCAAAAUCUAGGAGAGAAGGUAUUGAAUAACUGUCCAUAUUUUAAAUUUUUUGGAGAUAAAAGACAAAUAAACUUAACAAAAGGUCAAAGUUUAAAAACUUUCCUAAAAUUUAACCAGCUAAACAUUAAUAUUUUAGUAUAAUAUUUCCAUUUUAUUGUGAUAUUGUGUAAUGGGAAGAGUGUGUGCAUAGAUAUGUUUCUUCAUUAUUAAGGGACUUUGAUAGGGUUGAUCUCCUGUUCCCUUGCAGGAUGUAUUUCAAAUAAAUUGUUUCACUUUCUGCAGAAAUGAGCUAACCAGUAUUUUCUGUUGUUUCAUUGUCUCUGUUAUGUUUCAUUAUGCUAUAUUUGGUACCCCAUGACAACCUUCAUACUCCAAUAAUAGAUGUAAUUAUCAUUAGGGAGGAGGAGGGCGGUUAAAAUCAAUCAAAAUUGCUUUGAUGUUAUUCAUGAUCUUUCUAUACUUACCAGCCUCCUGCCAUUAAGCAUGAACUUACAAGGAAAUCAAAAGAGGUCAGUACUAACACCAGGGUAUCACCUGUGACACAAACUAAAUAACAAGUAUUUGACAUAGAAAGGGAGGCUUAUCAAUUUACCAACAAAUUUAUGGUAACAGCAGGCUAUUUAUUGUUUCCAACAGGGAGAGAUUAGAGCAGGAACACUCCUUAUAG
Pocillopora meandrina is the source of this 4143-nucleotide messenger RNA. The record is from the annotation of a GenBank genome assembly. Lineage: Eukaryota; Metazoa; Cnidaria; Anthozoa; Scleractinia; Pocilloporidae.